Molecule: messenger RNA, 956 nt
Organism: Onychostruthus taczanowskii (white-rumped snowfinch)
Lineage: Eukaryota; Metazoa; Chordata; Aves; Passeriformes; Passeridae
Product: alpha-actinin-4-like
Exons: 9
Coding region: 102-941 (279 amino acids)
Biological process (GO): actin cytoskeleton organization; muscle cell development
Cellular component (GO): cell junction; Z disc; cell projection
Molecular function (GO): actin filament binding
Source: RefSeq, a predicted model, not a curated record
CCUGGGCGGCGGCGCGUGCGCAGUCGGGGCGCGGGGGGGGGCCGAAUAGGGUCCGUGUCGCUGGCGCGUCCUCCGCCUGUCGCGACAUCAGGGCGGCGAUAAUGGUGGAUUACCACAGCGCGGGGCAGCCCCACCCGUACGGCGGGAACGGGCCCGGCCCCAAUGGCGACUACAUGGCCCAGGAGGACGAUUGGGAUCGGGAUCUGCUCCUGGACCCCGCCUGGGAGAAACAGCAGCGCAAGACGUUCACGGCCUGGUGCAACUCCCACCUGCGCAAGGCCGGCACGCAGAUCGAGAACAUCGACGAGGAUUUCCGGGACGGGCUCAAGCUGAUGCUGCUGCUCGAGGUCAUCUCAGGGGAGCGGCUCCCGAAGCCCGAGCGGGGCAAGAUGAGGGUGCACAAGAUCAACAACGUCAACAAGGCCCUGGACUUCAUCGCCAGCAAGGGCGUCAAGCUCGUCUCCAUCGGCGCCGAGGAGAUCGUGGACGGGAACGCCAAGAUGACGCUGGGCAUGAUCUGGACGAUCAUCCUGCGCUUCGCCAUCCAGGACAUCUCCGUGGAGGAGACCUCGGCCAAGGAGGGGCUCCUGCUCUGGUGCCAGCGGAAAACGGCUCCGUACAAGAACGUCAACGUCCAGAACUUCCACAUCAGCUGGAAGGACGGGCUGGCCUUCAACGCCCUCAUCCACCGGCACCGCCCGGAGCUGAUCGAGUACGACAAGCUGCGGAAGGACGACCCCGUCACCAACCUCAACAACGCCUUCGAGGUGGCCGAGAAGUACCUGGACAUUCCCAAGAUGCUGGACGCCGAGGACAUCGUCAACACAGCGCGGCCCGACGAGAAGGCCAUCAUGACCUACGUGUCCUGCUUCUACCACGCCUUCUCCGGGGCCCAGAAGAUAUCGUGGGCACGCUGCGGCCCGACGAGAAGGCCAUCAUGACCUACGUGUCCUGCU